CGUUGCAGAGGGAAUACCAGCGGAUAAUCCACACUUAGUACUUUUGUUUUUCAUGUCACAAUUGUUUUUGCGUGAACUCACCAAGUGCCAUCGUCUUGUUCAAAUUAUACCUAUGGAUAUGUCCGGCUACUAUGAAAAUAGAGCCGGCCCAUCAAAUAUUGGAAAUGUAAUAAGUCAGAUAUUGUUGUGUAAACAAAUUACACCCGACUUUAACCAAGAGGAACUAUGUAGUAUUACAAAGGAUUCCCAAGAAAUAUCUAAACUAUUAAAAGAACUGCAAGAAUAUAUGCCUAAACAGGAGAAUAAUUUGGAGCGAAAUAUCGCGCUAACGGAAGACCUUAGCCAGUGGACCAAUAAACGCCGAAGGAAUUCUUUAUAUAAGAACAUGAGGUUUUUGUGCUGUAUUCGCCGACCAAACUACUUGUGACUGUACAGGAAAAAGAGAAGGUAUUCUCUGCCAUUGGAACUAACCUCGUGUUGAGGUUGAGCACCUCUCGUCUGAAAAAAUACAGUGCUGCUGGUUUUUCACAAUUUUUCACAUGGCAUCUCGUUUGGAACAAUAUCUUCGUAAAUACAGGAGCGUACGACUAAAACCUAAUCCUCGAAGUAGUCUAAUUGUUUAGAAUAUUAAUAGAUGCUAUUUUUACAUUGCACGUAUGUAUCAUAAGUUAUCUCACGGGUAAUAAAUACCAUAAUGCCUAUUAUCUGACAGACAUUUAGAACGCAAACAUUUUUGUGGCAAAUAUCGAUUUUUUGUUACAGCACCCCAUAUUUUCGACUGUUCUGUCAGAUAAGAGUGCAAACCAAUAACUGGCGCUAGAUAUUCAUUGUAUGGCUCUAUAACAUUGCAUUAGUUGCUAAUAAAGUACUACCUAGCUGUAUUACCAUCUAGUUUUAGAAUUCGCUUACGUCGCGAAUAGUUGUUAAUGUCCAUUUACACCAGUCUUAUGGAAACUAAUUAUAAAAAUAAAUUGAAGAAUAAGUGCGGAAAUAAAAUAUUUUAUGUUUGAUUCAAAUUUGUAUUGUUGAGAAUGUACACCUUUUACAAUUGUUAUAUAUAGGAUUCGUCCGAAAAAUUGUGGUUUAUUAGAACGUUGCUACGUGUAAGUGGAUUGCAAAGUGAAUUUUAUAUGAUAGGUAAUCUAAACCAUGAUACAUUUAGUACCAAUUAGAAGAGUAGAGUUCGAAGAGGCUAAAAUCAGACUGCUCAUUAUCGAAAAACGAACCUACUUUCUUCUUCUGCUCUUCCGACAAAUUUAGCUUAGGGAAACACAUUGUAGAGUGUUACAAGUGGUGACGAUGGUAUUUUCUUUUUAUUCGCACGCAAAUCCAACUGUUACGAGAGAUAUCACACUUGUCGUCACUACUUUAGCCAAAUAUGUGAUUUGUUCUGACCAAAAUGCCAGCUUGCUGGUGUUCAAUAACAUUUAUCUUGUGAUGUAUUCGUAAAUUUAUUUAAAGGCUGGAAUUGGUGGCCGAAUAUUAUAAAUCAAACUUAAAUGUUGUUCAGUAAUAAAUACUCAAGUGAAUUCACAAUAUACACCAAUUUUAAUAAAAAUAUUUUAUCACUCAAUAUUAUAUAACUUUGUCAGGAUUUACUGUUGUCUAUGUGUCUUAGAAGUAGAUAACUGAAAAACUAUUUAUAUACAUAAGCAUUAUUUCUAGAAUCUGUGAUAUAGGUGGAAAACAGAGCUCCGUCAAUUUCUAUUUAUUGUUGUACGGUUAGUUAUUUUCAAUAAUUAUAGAGUUGUGUAACCAGAGAACAAAUAAAGCCUUUUCAUGUC
Messenger RNA from Photinus pyralis (common eastern firefly), 1784 nucleotides. RefSeq lists its product as uncharacterized. The transcript has 3 exons. The coding region runs from base 53 to 427 and encodes 124 amino acids. The record is from RefSeq and is a predicted model, not a curated record. Gene Ontology annotation, biological process: G protein-coupled receptor signaling pathway. Gene Ontology annotation, cellular component: neuron projection. Lineage: Eukaryota; Metazoa; Arthropoda; Insecta; Coleoptera; Lampyridae.